CUGUUGUUGUUGAUCCCACUUGCUGGGAGGACCUGCGCACUUUUGAAGAUGUUGUCUACCCAACAUUUUUAGAAGCUGCUAAGGUUAGAGGACUAAUGUCAGACGAUGUAAUUUGGAGAAGAACGAUUCAAGAAGCUUUUGAUUCUAAUAAGCGCAUUCAACAGCGCAUUCGUUGGCUUGCCAUGUUUUUUGGAUCUACGAAUCUGACUAAUCCGACUGCUUUGCUAGACUAUGUUAUUCAAUUGCCGGAAGAUUGGCUUUAUGGGACUCGUGUUGCUCAACUGGAUUUUGAAGCUAGACGCGAUUAUGUUUUGUGUAAUAUUGAGUGGUUUUUGAGAGCAAAUGGCAUUAGACCUGAUGAGAUUGAAAGAGAGGAUGGUACAUUUGAAACGGCUUGUGAAAGGAUUCGGUAAUUGUUUUAACUUAUAUUGA
This is a messenger RNA of Meloidogyne enterolobii, 432 nucleotides long. The record is from the annotation of a GenBank genome assembly. Lineage: Eukaryota; Metazoa; Nematoda; Chromadorea; Rhabditida; Meloidogynidae.